Penicillium verhagenii is the source of this 276-nucleotide messenger RNA. RefSeq lists its product as uncharacterized. Lineage: Eukaryota; Fungi; Ascomycota; Eurotiomycetes; Eurotiales; Aspergillaceae. The transcript has 2 exons. Bases 1 to 276 code for a protein of 91 amino acids. The record is from RefSeq and is a predicted model, not a curated record.
AUGGAGCCCAUUGCUACCUUUGACGAGCGCCACGGAAUUGAUACACAUGUCACAGAGGGAAGUCCCGGUCAGGGCAAGGACGCUACAUAUGACGAGCCCCGAGCUUGGGGGGCUCCCAAGGGCCCUCACACCAUUUCGUUUAAGCAAGAGGGAUUAUCGGACACCGAUGCAUUACAUCCGUAUAUGAACGCAACGGGAAAGAGUCAGAAGGGCGAGGGGGAUAUCGAGACGGCGAAGGUUAAGGGGGCGGUUUCACCUAAUCGACCACAGGUGUGA